Messenger RNA from Oenanthe melanoleuca, 1889 nucleotides. RefSeq lists its product as uncharacterized. Lineage: Eukaryota; Metazoa; Chordata; Aves; Passeriformes; Muscicapidae. The record is from RefSeq and is a predicted model, not a curated record. The transcript is spliced from 15 exons. The coding region runs from base 152 to 1777 and encodes 541 amino acids.
UGCGGUGCCGGAGCCGCUGCCCUCCGACCGUCCAGCUCGUCGUGCUGGAGGAGGAGCAGCAUCGCCACCGCUCCAGGCACCGCCGGCAGCCUGUCCGUUUAUAGACUUUAUAAACUACAUUUUGGCUACGAGUUCACGCUCUUCAACCAAUAUGUCUUCUGGGGAAGCUACUCGCUCAGAUAAUGGUACACAAGGACCUCCUCAGGACAGAAAUCAAUCCAAAAUGGACGCCAUAGAAGAUCUGAGAAAGAAACUCCAGGAGCUUGAGAAAAGAAACCUGGAAUUAGCCAGUAAACACAAUCAAGAUAUGUCACACUAUGAAAAAGAUUUAAUGAAAUUAAGGUUAGAACUGGAGAGAGGAGAGGCUCUUCGUCGAGUUCUGGAGAGUGAAAUGUUCUUUGCUAGAAAAGACGCUCAGGUGCAGAUGUAUUCUGCAGAGGAUGAGAUAUGUGAGGCAAAAGCCAAGCUUUUGGAACUGCAAGAUACUUUUCAGCCUCCUGUUUCACCCUCAGCCUUCAAUGCACCUGCUGCUCCUACUCCCACACCUGAAGAUACUUCUCAGCCUCCUGUUUCACCCCCUUCAGCCAGUGCACCUGCUGCUCCUGCUCCUGCUCCUGAAGUACAUCAGGGAGACCCGAGACACAGAACCUAUGCUUUGUCAGCAACUGACAUACCCUCUGAUGGGACACUCUACAUAACCCGCCCUGAGCCUGGAACCGAUGCAACCAUUGAAUCCUUUCAGCUACCAUUUGUACCACAAGAAAUCAGUACAUCUGAAGGUCCUGCUCCUGAUGUACACUCGGGACAGCCUGGACACAGGACAUACGUUUUGUCAGGAAGUGACAUACCCUCUGGUGGGACACCCUACAGAACGUACACUUUGCCUGGAACAGACACAGCCUCUGAAUCUAUUCGGAGUUACUUUGUAACCCAAGGAAUCAGUACAUCUCGUGGUCCUCCUUCCGAUGGACGCUGGGGACAACCUGAACAGAGAACCUACAUUUUUUCAGGAAGUGACAUAUCCUCUGGUAGGACACCCUACAGAACGUACACUUUGCCUGGAAUGGACACAACCUCUGAAUCUUUUCAGAAUUACUUCGUACCCCAAGGAAUCAGUACAUCUCGUGGUCCUGCUUCCGAUGUACGCUCGGGACACCCUGGAAACAGAACCUACGUUUUGUCAGGAAGUGACAUACCCUCUGAAUAUUUUCCGCUUCGCUUUGUACCCCAAGAAAUCAGAAUAUCUCGUGAUCCUGCUCCUGAUGCUAGUUGGAGAGGGCUUAGUGCUGAAGUUUUUCCUGACAGGUCAGAAAGUGAGUUUGACCAGAGUUACAGCCAAUACUUCCAGCCACUGCGACCUACAACUCUCCCAUCCGCUGCUCCGAUGCGCUACAGAGUCAGCGGCUCUGACUCAUAUGACUCUUCUUGGGUAUAUUGCCGACCUAGUGAGAUUAGUAGCCCCAUCCCCAGUGGCAGGAGUGACAGGACUUACCAUUUGCCACGACAAACACUGACCACAUAUGUCCCAGUUAUGCCAAGCAGAAUAGAAACUCUUUCAUGGCUGGAUGAUUCCUCCCGUAUUAGGCCAUUAAGUACUUUUACCAUGUCCACUCCCUCCUGGGAAAGGAUUAGAGCUCCAGUUGGUGCUCCAGUUCAUCCCCCUGCUCCAGUCAACACAUCCUUCAGUGUCAGACGACGUAGAUCCCAUUCUUUGCCUCCAUUCAGAUCUGACAGCCAGGGUAGCUCACCCAACACCAGAAGAAUUCAGGAAAUUUAAUUAUCAGACUCUUGGCUGUGACAGUUUUCCUAAGGAAUAUCCCAGCUUCAGAAGGGAAAAAGCUCUAGAAAUGUAAAAAGAGCUAAUUAAAAUACAGCUUUACUUACGUUUG